Molecule: messenger RNA, 4206 nt
Organism: Rhizopus microsporus ATCC 52813
Lineage: Eukaryota; Fungi; Mucoromycota; Mucoromycetes; Mucorales; Rhizopodaceae
Exons: 10
Coding region: 428-4168 (1246 amino acids)
Molecular function (GO): lipid binding
Source: RefSeq, a predicted model, not a curated record
CAUAGUGAAUUAAAUCUAAAAAAAGAGAAGGAUUCAGUUUAUCGAGAAUCCUGAUGCCUUGUAUACUCUUCCCACCUCACACCCACUCUGCUUGUUUUUUUCAGACGGUCAUUCAAAAAAAAUGCGGACCGGAUAUUUCGUUCCGGAACAAAGAGAGACAGAAGCGAGUUUAGAAAACAAAAAACCAACACCCGACAAUGACACCAACGCCGUUUUUCCUAACUAUGGGGAAAGGCCACUACAGUAUAUUAGACAAAUGAACAAGACUUUAUUAGUAACAUCUUUCAUUAGCAAAUAGAGAAAAAGAGUAUUACGUCUACAAAAAAAAAGACAGUUCAUUAUUUAAAAAUCCUGCAGUGUCUAAUUUUAGUUUUAAAAAUCAUAUUCUCUCUCCUUGUUUUUAUUUUCAUUUUCCUUUUCCGCUUAAAUGGAAGAACCACUAUUGAACGAACUACCCCGUGUCCCUGACUUUCGAAGUUUGGGUAAACACCAAGAAGGCUUCGCUACCGAGAUUGGCUCAAGCGAUGCCGACAGAAUUAAGCAAGCGAUCGAGGCAGCUCAAACGAAACCUGUUGAAAGCGUCGAAGCAAAGACUCGACCUAUUGUUCACACUGUCGCAGGAUACACGCUAUCAAAGCCGCUUUCGGACACAUCCCACAUAGGCUGGACCUCUUUUUCAUCCCUGCCUAACCCAGGCGGCACACUCAAAGUAGCAGCAACCGAAAAGAGAGACAAAGAGCAGAAAGAACUGUGGUCAGACGACGUGAUUAUCUACGUGGUUGGCAUAGGGUUUUAUAUCAUGGUUCAGCUAGGAGCAUCGGGUAUAAUCACAUUCAUGAUAGGGUUGUUGUUUAUAGUCUCCUACUAUCAAAUCUAUCAGGAACGGUUCAGACAGCGCGCCAAAGAUGAUAUUCAGCGCGAAAUAAAUCAAUUGUCACUUGAAAUGAUCGAGGGAGCCGAAUGGCUUAACCGGUUUCUACAAAAGCUUUGGCUCAUCUUUGAGCCUGUUCUGAGCACGUAUGUGAUUGAAAAUCUGGAUACCUAUCUUGUCGAUUACCUUCCCAACUUUUUGGAUUCGGUUCGUCUGAGCACAUUCACACUGGGUUCAAAGCCAUUCGUCAUUGAAAAAGUGCAUACAUUUAUGAACACAGGGCCAGACACGGUGUGUAUGGACUGGACCGUAUCAUUUCAGCCAGACAGUACGGUUGGUAUGACCAAAGAAGAAUUGGAGCAAAAAGUGAACCCAAAGAUUGUACUGCACAUUCGUCUGGGUAAGGGGUUCAUGGGUACAGCGUUUCCUGUUUUGGUCGAAAACAUGAGUUUUCGAGGACGCAUGCGAAUAAAGCUACAGUUGAUGAGUAAAGCGCCUCAUGUGAAGAUUGCUCAGUUUUGCUUUAUGGAAAAACCUGUAUUUGAUUAUGUGCUCAAGCCAAUUGGUGGGGAGACAUUUGGAUUUGAUGUGAACAAUAUUCCUGGCCUACAGAGCUUUGUUCGGGAUCAGGCGCAUGCUAUAUUAGGGCCUAUGCUUUAUUAUCCUAAUGUAUUUGAAUUUGAUGCUGAGAAAUUCUUCUCAGGAGAACUGGAUAUUAGUAGAGCCAAUGGCGUAUUAGCUAUCACGGUUCACUCAUGCUCCAAGAUUGCCACAAAUGACGCAAGUAUCAAUCCAUUCGUUCGAUUUUACUUGGAUGACGCUCAACAGGAACUAGAAAAGACAUCAAUCUGUGAAGACACGCGAUAUCCUCACUGGAAUGAAACCAAAUUCUUGUUACUUCAUGAUCUAAAGUCAAUUUUGACAAUGGAACUUCGUACGACCAACAACAUCAAGAAGGCAGGAAAGCGACUAGCAAGAGCUUAUUUUGAUUUAAAAGAAGUGGAAAGGGCACCAGAAUUAGAAUUGAAUGGCCUAGAAAUACCUAUGCUUCGUCACGGCAAGUUUGUUGCGAAUCUCAAGGCUGACGUAAAAUAUUUUUCUGUGUCUAAACCUAUAGAAAAUGCAGAUGGAGCGUUGAUUGAGCCAGAGCCUUCGAAUUCUGGAAUACUUCGUGUUACGGUUCACGAAUGCAGAAAUUUAGGAUCAACAAACAAAAUGAACCCUUAUGCGGCGAUCAAAAUAAAUGGAGUUGACCGAUUCCAAACACCUACGUUCAAGCAUACUACGAAUCCCAAGUUUGAAAGAUCGUUUGAAAUCCUUGUGCUGGAUAAGACAGAGGUACAUAUCAAUGUCGGUUUAAUUGAUAAUUUGAAUCAAGUUUUGCUUGGUCAAUGGUCGGCUUAUUUGAUGGAUAUAUUCAAACAGCAAGACGAAAGAGAAUAUUGGUGGAAUUUGGUUCGAGAUACUAAGGAAAUCAAGGCAAGGUUACGAUUAAGCGUUCAGUGGAGACCUGUUGUCAUGACUGGGCUGUCAAAGAUGGGAGGCGCGUCCGGUUUUUACACAUCACCUGUUGGUGUCAUCAGACUGUCACUUUGGUCCGCUACCUAUGGAGACAACUUGAAACGUGAUCCUUACGUCCGUAUCAAAUCUGGAUCUCAGGUGCGAGCAAGAACAGAGACCCUUGAUCGCACAGUAUCUCCUGAAUGGGGAGAAUUCCACUACAUACCUAUCCAUUCUAUACGAGAAGACCUAGUAUUGGAAUUGAUGGAAUCUACUGACACUAAGGAUAAAACUUUGGGAUCAACCUUACUUCAGCUAAAGGAACUGAUACAGCAACAAAAAGGAGAUAUAAUUGGGUAUGAAUCACUUGUAGAAAAGCUAGAAAAAGAUGCACCUCUGAAUGACCAAAAGAACGCAAAGUUACGUUACUCAGCCGAGUUUUAUCCAACAUUGAACCCAGCAAUUCACAAGGGCACAAGGUAUACUCCAGAUGAUAUCGUCGAUUUGGUAUCCUACAGCACAGGUGUCCUUACGGUAAAAAUACACGAACUAAAGCUUAAUAAGCCAUUCGAAGUAUACUGUCAGCUCUUGGUCGAUUCGCUAUUGCCUCAGUACAAAACAUCCAUUCGAAAAGGGAAAGUUUUGACCUUUGGGGAGACGUCAGAUGCAUUUAUCAAGGAUGUAGGGUUCUCUAGAAUAGCUGUAGAAGUAAAACCCAGUGAUAAGACAGAAAGUGAUGAAAGCAAGAUUGGCUAUUGGUACGAGAGCAGUGAGCGUAUUGUUCGCAGCAUUCAGAAAAGAAUUCGAAAUGGACAAAGCUUUGAAGAGGAUGAAGGCGUUUGGUACGACCUGAUAGGAGGAGCAGGACAGAUCCGCCUUAGCUUUGAUUAUACGCCUUUGUUGAACUAUAGGAUGAAUCCAGAUGAGAGUUUAGAAAAUCAAGGCAAUCUGACUGUUACACUGAUAAGUGCAAAAAAUCUCAAGGCAGCUGAUAAAUCGGGUACAAGUGAUCCUUAUGUAAAGUUUACUGUCAAUGGAGAAGUAGUGCAUAAGAGUGCCACUAUCAAGAAAACAAUCAAUCCGAUUUGGAAAGGAGAAACGUUCCAGGUACCGAUAGUGUCUCGAGUGACUGCAAGCUUUAGAAUUGAAGUAUUUGAUUGGAAUCAAAUGUCUGGAGAUGUUCCAUUGGGAUCUGGUGGCAUUUCAUUAAGAGGGGAUAGGGUCGAAAGCUUCUUUGCCCGUGAAUGGGACAUACCACUGGAUGGUGUUGAAGGAGUGGAUCGAUCCUCUGUCCGCAUUCGGCUCAAGUGGGAGCCACAGUUACUGGUACGCAAAAGGACACAUACAACCUUCAUGAAGACAGCGAUACAGCGUGUGACAACCAAAAUGGGAACUACUGCGUUCAAUUGGAGCCAGCAACUACCAAGGAGUGUUAGCGUACCCAACAAGAUAAAUAUGGAGAUUGUUGAAGCUAGAGGACUAACAGGGGAAAAGGACGAAGAUGGGACAAAAUUAAACCCAGUGGUCAUCAUCAGCAUUGAUAACACGCUUGUUUUCAAAACCAGAAAGGCAAAAAAGACAGGUCAACCCGUGUGGCAUGAGCAUGUGUGUUUGAAUCAAUUGAGCGGAGAAAAGGUGUUGGAGAUCAAGGUCAAAGAUGUCCAUACGUUUCAUUCUGCAGAUAUUGGUACUUAUAGAAGCACAAUGAAGGAAUUUAUGUCUAUAUCUGCUCAGCCUGAUCGGUGGUUGCCGCUCGAGCCACAAGGAGAAAUUCGUGUAAAAUUGGAAAAUGCUUGAAUGCGGUCAUUUAAUUUAUAAGUUUGAAUAAAGGCACC